AUGCAUAAUGCUAGUCCAACAAACUAUUUUCACCUCCCAAUCACCUAUGGCGGACUUGGUAUUCCAAGAUUCGAUAUCUUUGCAGAUGAAAUUCGAAUCAAAACAGCCCUGUAUCUUAUUAACAAUGAUAAUGAACUUCUUAGAGAAGUAUAUUCAGAAGGAAUCAAACACGAAAAUUCGAUUUUUAAGGAAAUGAACAGAUCAAUGAAGAAAUACAAGAUCAGACCUCAACAAUUUAACAAUGACGAAAUCUUUCCAAAACUCAAAGGAAAGAAUUUUACUAUUUACACUGACGGAUCAAAUCUCAACAACUCAACAGGUUUCGGCUUUACCGCCAAAGUUAACAAUUCCCAAGAAACCCAAGAUUUCUCAUACAAAAUUAACAGCGAAUACUCACAUAACGUUGCUGAAUUAUCAGCAAUACUCACAUCACUAAAGAUACUUCCACCUAAAUCUAAGGCAAAAAUUCACACAGAUAGUGAAAUAUCCAUCCACGUUUUGAAAAACAAAGCCUAUAACGGAAUUUUUAACUGCUUCAAGCAUGAAUAUCAACAGGUCAUUCAACAAUCCAAUCUAAAUAUUCAACUAAUCAAAGUUAAAGGUCAUGUCAACAAAGGAAACAUCAAAGCUGACGAAUUAGCUAAGAAAGGAGCUCAAGAGCACAACUAUUUUGACAUUAAGAAGCUAUUUUCGAACCAAACCAUCCUUGCCACAUCUAAUACCAUUAUUUUCGACAUCAAAAAAUCCAUACAAAAGAAAAGAUAUGAUGUAAUGUUUAGCCAAUUUGAUAGAGAUAAUUCCAGUCUACACCUUACCAAGAACUGGUCAUCUAUCAAUCUAAAAUUCAUCAAAUCUAAAAUUGACACAAAUACUAAGUGGUCAAUCUGGAGAAACUUAACAAGCAACCAUAUCAAACAACAUAAGGAAAGACAAUGCGCUCACUGUAAAUGCCCCGGAACUCUAAAACAUUUCAUAUACUAUUGCCCUAAUACUCAAUGCUUUAGGGAUUUUUUCUACACUAAAUUCCUAGAUAUUACAUCAAUGCAAUGUAUCCUCAACGAUUAUCAAGAAUCAAGAUACUGUGAAAGAAGGAAAGUUUUCAUUAUUCAUCAUGACGGAGUAAUGAUUCGAGAUACUCAAAUGCCCAACUUUAAAAAUUUACCAAAUAUUUACCAAAAUUGGCCUGAAAUCCAAACAAUUCUCACCCUACUAGUUGGUAAAUGUCACACCAAGUAUUAUGAAAACUCAAGGUUUAAAAAACCAAUUCAAAAACAAACCCCAAUCCUCACGGAUUUACCAGCACCAGUGGUGCUAACAAUAAACUAA
Naegleria fowleri is the source of this 1326-nucleotide messenger RNA. RefSeq lists its product as uncharacterized. Gene Ontology annotation, biological process: DNA replication, removal of RNA primer. NCBI's taxonomy places the organism in Eukaryota, Heterolobosea, Eutetramitea, Acrasida, Naegleriidae. Bases 1 to 1326 code for a protein of 441 amino acids. The record is from RefSeq and is a predicted model, not a curated record. Gene Ontology annotation, molecular function: RNA-DNA hybrid ribonuclease activity; nucleic acid binding. The transcript has a single exon.